Molecule: messenger RNA, 6957 nt
Organism: Calypte anna (Anna's hummingbird)
Lineage: Eukaryota; Metazoa; Chordata; Aves; Apodiformes; Trochilidae
Gene: LMNB2
Product: lamin B2
Exons: 12
Coding region: 87-1886 (599 amino acids)
Source: RefSeq, a predicted model, not a curated record
GAUGUCCGCCAUCUUACCGCUCCCUCCUCCCCCGGUGCGGUUGGAUUGAAUGAGCCCGCUGCCCGCCUGCCCGCCAACCGUGCGCCAUGUCAGGCACCCCGAGCCGCGGCACCCUCGGCGGGACCCCGCUGUCGCCGACUCGCAUCUCCCGCCUGCAGGAGAAAGAGGAGCUGCGGCAGCUCAAUGACCGCCUGGCCGUUUACAUCGACCGCGUUCGCUCGCUGGAGCUGGAGAAUGACCGCCUGCUGCUCAAGAUCUCCGAGAAGGAGGAGGUCACCACCCGGGAGGUGAGCGGGAUCAAGAGCCUCUAUGAGUCUGAGCUGGCUGAUGCUCGAAGGGUCCUGGAUGAAACUGCCAAGGAGAGGGCAAGAUUACAGAUUGAGAUAGGAAAACUGAGGGCAGAACUUGAGGAGUUCAAUAAAAGCUACAAGAAGAAAGAUGCAGAUUUGUCUGUGGCUCAGGGUCGCAUUAAGGAUCUGGAAGUGCUGUUCCACAGGAGUGAAGCAGAGCUCAACACUGUCCUCAACGAGAAGCGCAAUCUGGAGGCAGAGGUGGCGGAGCUGCGGGCCCAGCUUGCCAAGGCUGAGGAUGGUCAUGCUGUGGCUAAGAAGCAGCUGGAGAAGGAGACCCUGAUGCGUGUGGACCUGGAGAAUCGGUGCCAGAGCUUGCAAGAGGAUCUGGAUUUCAGGAAGAAUGUGUUUGAGGAGGAAAUAAGGGAAACAAGGAAACGCCAUGAACAUCGUUUGAUUGAGGUGGACACCAGUCGCCAGCAGGAGUAUGAAUCUAAAAUGACUCAGGCCCUGGAGGAUCUGAGAAACCAACAUGAUGAACAAGUCAAACUGUACAAAAUGGAGCUUGAGCAGACCUACCAGGCUAAGCUGGAGAAUGCCAAACUCUCCUCUGACCAAAAUGACAAAGCUGCUGGUGCAGCUCGGGAGGAGCUGAAGGAGGCCCGCAUGAGAAUAGAAGCUCUGAGCUACCAGCUGUCUGGCCUCCAGAAACAGGCCAGUGCAGCAGAAGAUCGCAUUCGUGAGUUGGAGGAGAUGAUGGCUGGGGAGAGGGAGAAGUUCAGGAAGAUGCUGGAUGCAAAAGAGAGGGAAAUGACAGAUAUGAGGGACCAGAUGCAGAUGCAGCUUACAGAGUACCAGGAACUACUUGAUGUUAAAUUAGCCCUGGAUAUGGAGAUCAGUGCUUACCGAAAACUCCUGGAAGGAGAAGAGGAAAGGUUGAAGCUCUCCCCAAGCCCCUCCUCCCGUGUCACAGUCUCCAGGGCCACCUCCAGCAGCAGCAGCACCACCUCCCUUGUCCGCUCCUCCCGGGGCAAGAGGAAACGCAUUGAGGCAGAGGAGCUCUCAGGCAGUGGCACAAGUGGCAUUGGCACUGGGAGCAUCAGUGGCAGCAGUAGUAGCAGUAGCUUCCAAAUGUCCCAGCAAGCUUCAGCUACAGGAAGUAUCAGUAUAGAAGAGAUAGACCUGGAGGGCAAAUAUGUUCAACUGAAAAACAACUCGGAGAAGGAUCAGUCUUUGGGUAACUGGAGACUGAAACGACAAAUUGGAGAUGGAGAAGAAAUUGCUUACAAAUUCACUCCUAAGUAUGUCCUCAGAGCUGGGCAGACUGUAACAAUUUGGGGUGCAGAUGCAGGUGUGUCUCACAGCCCCCCCUCUGUUCUGGUGUGGAAGAACCAAGGCAGCUGGGGCACUGGAGGAAACAUCCGCACGUACCUUGUCAACUCUGAAGGAGAGGAAGUUGCAGUGAGAAGUGUUACUAAAUCAGUAGUCAUGAGAGAGAAUGAAGAAGAAGAGGAUGAAGCAGAGUUUGGAGAGGAAGACAUUUUCAACCAGCAGGGGGAUCCCAGAACAACUUCCAGAGGAUGCUCAGUGAUGUGAAGAAAGGAAGAAGAAGACAAAACAAAACAAAAACAAACAAACCCUAUUAUUUGCUAUUUUUUCCUCACUUCUUUUUAUUUUUGCUAAUUUUUUCCCUCCAGAGCCACUGAAAACUAUUUUUAUAUGCAUCAUCUGAUUACUUUAAAGUUUACUCCUUGGUACAUUUUUAUAAAAAAAAAACUAAAAAAAAAAACUUUACUGAACAAAACUGCCAGAAUUUUUAAUAGAUUUCUUUAUUUUUCCCUGUUUGUUGAAACACUAUAUUGGAACAUAGCAUUUUUCCCCAUCCAGAAUUUAAAGUACAAACCUGCAGCAGAAAAGAAAUUUUUAGCUACAAUGGGAUGAAGCUCCUUGAGUGUUUGGUAAAUCAAUAAUUGGAUCUAUAACCAGGAUAACUUUUUGUUUCUUCAAAGUUUAAGAAACCUUUUUAAUCUGCAGGGCCCCAGGAGAGAUUCACAGUAGUGUUUCCUCCACACUCAAAGAAAAAGUAGCAUCUUGCCUGGAAUCCUCAGCAGUGCCCCACUAAAAAUCCUUCUUUCCCAAUGGAAGUAAGACAAGGAAGCUGCUUUUUGGGACAUUCUUAGGACCAUGGCAUCUUGUCCUGCUCCAGGGUAUGACAGCCUAGUGGUGAAAAGAUCUGAGAAUGUCAGCACCUUGGCUCCGUUACUGUUAUUUCAGAGGAUGGAGAGUGAUGAGCUCUGCCUACACUACCUUAAGGUAUGGAAGUGUCAAACCCAGAGUUUUAACUAUUUUCAAGGGAUUUUGACAUUUUCACAAAUAAGACCUCAUUCAAACAUGGGCACAAGUUGUGUUGUACAUUAUUUAUGAUGCUAAACAUCAUGAUUUAAUGCUUUUGAUGUACUCAGCAUUAAACAGAAUGAUUAAGAUUUUAGAUGUUAAAAUGUUUUUACUUUUGGCAGUGAUAAUAUUGUGGAUUUUGAAGGUUAUCCUAUAUAAAUGUUGACUUUUUUUAAUCAGAGCUAGAUGCAGAUUGUUCAUACUUCUCUUAUAUUCAAAGGGCCAUCAUCAGAUAUCUUAAGGAGUAGUAUUUGCAAAAUAGUACAGAAAUAGUUUAAUGACUUUUUUAAAAAGUGAAAAGGAACAGCUGUUGCUCAAGACAUAAGCAUUGCUUUUCAGUGCUCAAAUCCUUGAAGUAAAGUCUGACACUGAGUGAAGGGAAAGAAAUGCUUUUUAUAGAAAAUGCUUUGUGUGACUAGCAAGAUAUUUUUAUUUCAGUGUGAUGCAUUUUGUGUCUAACAGUGUCCCUUUAGCUUAAAGUUUCUUCUGCUGCAUUUCUGUGGAGAUAACUGCCUCCUGUCAGAGUUAGUUGUCAAUUUAGCAGUGCAUUGGUAAGCACUAGGUAAAAUACUUGACUGCUUCAAAGAAUGUAUUGGCUACUGUACAAGGAAAUGUUUUUUUUUUCCACUAGUUAUUAGUUUGGAUACAAAAUUUGGAUACCCUUUGAUGCCAGCAUAGAAUCCUGUUUUUACCUCUCCCCUUAAACUCUGAGCUUGUCAUUCAAAUAACAAAGAGUCCAACAGGAUACAAGGUUUGGAUGUUUUCGGUGGCUUUUGGACAUUAUGUUCUCUGAACAGUAUUGUGACUGACAGAUAUAACCUAGAAGGUCAGUUUAGUGGCUUUGACUGGUGGUUUUGUAAUGCAAGCAGGGUGGGAACAAAAGGGUUUCUUUAAGCUUGAGGAUUUAUUUUGCCAUUUAAAAAUAAAUCAGAGAUGCUUCUCUCUCGAUUUGAACAAGAAAAAAGAAUCUGCAAUGACUGAAUUACUAAAGUGAAACAAAUUUAGAUUUAUGUUGUAAUCCAUAAUCAGAAGAUCUGUAACAAAAAAGCAGUGUGAAGAUUUGGCUGUUUGGGCUAAGGGGAUAAAUUUCUUGAUGUACUUGGUCAUUUUUCUAAUGUAAUUUUCCCACUCUGCUUGAGUAGAAGGUUAAAUAUGUAGUAAACCAUGUCUAUUUCUCUGUAAAAUGUUAUCUAGUGAAAUUAUGUUUCUCAGACAUACUGUUAUCAAUUACCUUUUCAAAAUUUGUUGUUAUGCAAACGAAUGCAAUCAAUGUAAAAGUAUUUUUGCAAUGCACCUUCCAACCACUGGACAACAUUUCCCUUUUUGACCCACAGCUUCUAGAAUAUACUUAACAUUUGAGGGCUUUUUGCUUCUUUUUCUAAGGAUCUGUAUUUAUGUUUUUUACAUUGGCCAGUUUUCAGGUUGCUUACUCUUUUUUAAGGUUUGUUCUGUGAUCUGAAAUACUAAAGCACUGAGUGUGUAGUUAAUUUGCAUUUUUCUGUGUUUUUUUUUCUUUUUAAUGAUUUUUUUUUUCCUGUAAAGAAUGGGCUAGGAAAGGCAGCUUGAAUGAGGAAAAACCUCUUGAUACCUGAGCCAUAGUUUUCUUAAUAGCUACUGUAUAGGGAGUGUGUCAUCUUGUAGUCUUAAGGACUGGUGCUUGCAGAUCCUCUGUGAUGAGCACUGUGCCCUUCAGUACCAGUCUGCAGUGUGUCCUUAGAUCUGGAACUGUGUCCUUUAGCUUUGGAAACAGGAUUUUGUUCUUCAGUACCAUGUUUAGGUAUGUACAGGUGUUCAUAUGAAACUGAUAUCCCUGUGGGAAAUGCCCACAGUCUAAAUGUGAGUGAUUCUUUGGCCACAUUGCUUCAAGAAAUAAUUCCUGGCUGUCAAUGACAGGACACAAACUACUGUAUUCCAUGGAUUUCUCUAGAUGCCAUCCUUUCCUCUGGCUUUUGCUGCUGAGCUUUAGUGUAACAGCACUAUCCCUUUAAAGCUCCAUACUGGGAGCUUUUUUUGGCUUAACCAAACCAUUGGUCUUUUUUUUCCUUUUCUGUCUUUCAGUUGUCUUUCUUUUUUUUAUUCAGUAUAAUUAAAGCUUUUUGUUCACAUAAAAUCCAGUGUCCCCUUGCCCUCUUUUCCUACUCAAUCCUAUAUCUGAACAACUCUUGAAGUUGGAGGAUGUUUUGUAUUUCUACUCCAGUGUCUGAUACCAGGUGUAGAGUGUAAAGGAGAAAUUUGACUUGUCAGGAGAAAAAUAUUUUAAUUCUUCUUAGAUUAGGGAAGUUUGCCAGUUAGAGCUUCUAUCAAAGGAGUUCCUUAAGUGGGUGGUGGUAUUCCAGAAGAAUUAGCAAACAGCUUUAUUCUGGAUGAAUAGUAAAAAUGAUUGCUAAAUGGUUCUUGCUGAGAGGGAGAAGGAAUAACAGCAUAACUGCAGCAGGAUAGUUAAGCCAGUCUUUUAAUUGUGUAAAUUACACCAAUAGAAGAUGAUAAAUGCAGACUGCCUGCUCCUGACUUCAUACCCAUCAAAAUACUCAUGUCAGAGUAAGUCCAUCCAUCUGCAGGCUGCAGAGAGCCUCUGACACCUCAGACUUCUUUCUCCUUUGCCUUCUGUGUUUGUUACUUUAUCUGGUGUGUUAGUGACAGCAAUAGAGCAGCUGUGAUUCCUCUGCUGUUUCCUAGUGCAGGAGCCUGGAUUUGCCCUGACAAAAGCAGUAGUUUAGUGAUGUCUGAGCACUUCAGCACCAUUUUGCCAUUAGAUUGGAGUUGCCUGGGUUAGUCAGUGUUUGUAGCAGCAACCAAAAGUCUCAGGAAGAAAACAAAUACCUGCUUCCCAUGAGCUGUGAUGUGAGAGGCAGGUUUGGGUUCUCUGCAGCUUGAAUUAGUCCUGAAAAUUGUGAAGCAGUGUGAAGCAGAGGGUACUGUGAAAGGAAAUCACUUCAUGUGCAUUUUUAUCCUUGAGCAACAGGACACCUCAUGGUCAGUUCAGGGAUCUUACUGGGUUUAUAAACCCUUUUCUUUACAAUGCUCAUACUGUAUAAAGGCCCUUUAACUGCAACCUGAGCAGGGGUUAGUUAGAAGAGGCUCCUUGAAAUCCUUUCUACACCCCAGAAUAUUUGCUCUUCUGUUUCUUCUGUGUGCCUCUGACAGACUGUGAUGCUGUAUGAAAAGAUGCAUGGUUUGUAUCUUUGUCUCACUUCCUCACUCUUAAGCCAUUCUUUCUCUUCUUUCUGGCUCUUCUUUUGAAAGUCUUAUCUCUAAACAAAGGCAUAUCCAUAUUUGAGACUGGAUUUUAUUGCCACUGUUGGGUCCAAACCCUGUGUGAGCAGGAAACAAAGCCCUGGUGUCAACCAGUGAGUGGAAGGUGAGAUAGUGAUUGCAUUUUUCAAAGCAUUGCUUGAGCGAGCUGAAUGUCAAGACAAAUUAUAUUGGAGAGUUUCUUUUCUUACAUAACAUGGCCUGGGAAACAGAAUUUUUAUUUGCCCUUCAAUAUGCUUAGCUUUAAACCAGUUUUAAAAUAAUUUAAGUGUUUUUUUGUUUUUUUUUUUUUUAUACAAGACCAUAUUUACAUGCAAUUAUUAUUUGUAAACAUAUAAUGCCUUUCUUGAAAUGCUAAGGUCUAGAGAAUAAAAAGGAUGCUUAAUAUUGAAAGAGUCCUUUCAGAAUAGCACAAGCAGUGAAUUGACUUGGAGUUCAGGAAAACAAAGUGGUUUAACUUCCAAAUUUUCUAGUUAGCUUUUAAUGAAGUGACAGUUCUGUGUUGAUAAGGUAGAUAUUGUUGUGGAUUCCAGCUACCCAGAUCAUCAUUACACUAAAAUUAUGAGCAAUAAGCUAUUUUAAACAAGAUUAAGCCAAAAGGCUUUCUAUCUGGGCACAAAAUACAAUUGAAUAAAUUGAAUAUUUUCAUUAGCAGUGAUGCUUUGUUACUUGAAUGGUGAUUUUGGGUUUUUUUUCCUAACACAAUCUUUAUUUAGAUAGCUCUGGUUCUAGGUUCUCUCCAGUCAACUGCUGCAGUGGAGUUUUUAAGGUUAAAGUUGUUAAAAUAAGGAAUGGUGUAAAAGGUUGCAAAUGAAAAAUACAGACAAAAUUAUGAAAAUGUUCGUGUGGAACUUAAGAAAACUACAUAGUGAUCUAGACUUUAUCAUUUCAAAGUGGUUUUUUUUUUUUCCUUUUUAGAAUAUGCAUGCCAAAUGUCUUGUCUUUUUCAAUGAUUUGUAAUAUACAUUUUAUGACUGGAAACUUUUUGUACAACACACUCGAAUAAAUGUUUUGCAUUUUC